AUGUCGGCCCUGAUUAAUGCCCUUAUAAAGGAGACCCGAGGGAGCAUGUUUGCACUUCUGGAGACGGUUUUAAGCACGUGUGCACAAAGCCUGGCGCACGUCAGGGGCCGCAGUCACCGGGCAAGGCUAUCCCGUCCACGCUCUGAGAGUCAGUCGCACCAUUCCCCACCCGUCAGCAGCGCGGUGGCUCGGCCCCCGUGGAGCCCCUGCGAACUUCCUGCCAUCAGCCCGGACGCGGGCUCUGACCCCCGUCAGAGGCGAACCGCGCUUGCAGAAGAGCAUCCUGUCUCUCUGCUAUCCCGAGCUACAGCCCGGCGACAGACUACGACGCACCACGCGGGUUUUGAAAAUCCGGUGGUCAACCUGUACCCCGGAAGUGAGGGCUAUUCUCUGAUGCUCAGGGACGCCGAGACACCCUCUCCAGAAAGCAUCCGGCUGCCUUACGACCAGCGGGAGUUCCUCGAGUUCCUGGAUGCCGAAGAGUUGCCUCCCGUCUUGGUCGAUAGCCUGGAAAGAGCUCGGGCUAACGUCUUUCACCGCGGCUGUGUCCUGGCGGAAGUCCGCGACUACAGGCAGUGCAGCAAGGCGGGGCCUCCCGCUUACCACAGCAAGCACAUUCUCCUCCGCCCCACCAUGCAGACUUUACUCUGUGACGUGCAGUCCGUGAGCAGCGGCCACGAGGAGUGGACCCAGGAGGACAAGCUCACCCUGGAGAGCCAGCUGAUCCUAGCUACAGCAGAACCCCUGUGUCUGGAGCCCUCAGUGGCCGUGGCCUGCGCUACCAACCGCCUGCUGUACAACAGGCAGAAGAUGAAUACCAGCCCCAUGAGGCGGUGCUUCAGGAGGUGUUCUGAGUCCUCGCUGGCUCAGCGGCAGCAGCAGCAGCUGGCCCCCCGUCCUCCCGUCCCUGAGCCCAGAGGAUCGCCUGGGUCCGGAAGCCGGGAGGCCGGGGGAGCAGCUCCCCAUUCGCCCGACCUGCGAGCUCCGCAGGCAGAAGGUGACCUAGGCGCGUGGAAACAGGCACCCGGCGACUUGGCUGUGCCUUCCGACGUGGACGUGCAGAAAUGCACUCGAGGGGAAGGGUCUUUCAGCUCCGAUGACUCCCCACGCACCAUCUGGCCAGCUCCGGAGGAAGAUGACUGUGAGCUCGCGGGGGAAGCCGGCCCCGGGUCCUGGGCCACGAAGCUGAGCGUCAUGCAGUCGCUUAACGAUCCCGUGUUCUGCGACACAGCCCCACAGUGUAAGCGAGCCGGGUGCGGAGAUGGGCUGUGUCCUCCCCUCCUCCCCGCAGACCCGCGUGCCCAGGGUGUCCUGCAUGGUGUAAGGUGGAUGCCCGGGUGGCGGCGGUCAGCAGCGGGCCCCGGGCUGCAGGAGAGCCGCCUGUGCAGGCCGGCGGCCUGUUGCCCCAGUGGCUCAGCGGCUGUCUCCUCACCCUGUUCGGGGAAGCCACUGGAAGAGGGCAUGGCUGGCUGUGCGGGGCGGGGCUCCACGCGGGGACAGGGAGUGAAACGUGGGGCUGGCCAGCGCAGAGUUCGCAGGAAGUUGUCUGCAGGUCCCCGUCGACCAGUCAGCACGCUGCUUCCUGCCGGCCCCACCCCAGCCAAGUCAUCGCAGAGACCCCCAGCCACCCAGGUCCUGGCCAGGUCCAGCGGCGGGAACGUCGUGAACGUGGGGGCCGUGGCCCCUGGAGUGCCGGCAGUGGUGAGUGACUCAGUGCCUGCUGCGGGCCGUCUCGGUGCAGCCCGGGCCAGCACAGCCAUCAGUGGCCUGACACCCUCUGCAGGGCAGCUGCCGAGCGCACUGCCUGAGGCCACAGAGCCCUGUCCACAGGCCCAGGUGAGCCUUCAGCUGGUUUUAAACAGCCCUGCCACUGUGCUGCAGCUGCAGCUGCCGUGUGGCUCGUUCAUUCUGAACUUGCAGCAGCAGCCACAGCAGCCACAGCGGCCACGGCGGCCACGGCAGCCACAAAGGCUGCAGCAGCCGCCGCCACCCCAGCUCUGUCAGGUGGCUGUCCAACAGCUUCAGCCACCUAGGGCUUCUCAGCCCCCACAGCCCGUGCCCCAGGGCUCUGGCCCAGGCGCGGGCCAGCAGGUAUGGGCUCUGGAGGCUCAGCAAGCCCUUCUCAUCAGCAUCGGCCAAGCCAGAGGUGAUGUGCCGCCCCAGACAACCGUGGCGGGUCAGCUUGGCCCUGCCCAGGGACGAGCUGGGCAGAGCCUCCCCCAGCAGCAGUCCCGGCUCCCCUCCACCUUGCAGCCGCCAGGGUUCCAACUGAGGCAGCAGCGCAGGCCCGUGGCACCAGCCACAGCCCAGGAGGCUCAGCCCUGUCCGCAGGUGAGGAGCACACACCAGUCCAAAGGGAAAGCCCGGAGGAACAGCACAGCGCCCCCGCCUUCCUGA
This is a messenger RNA of Lepus europaeus (European hare), 2397 nucleotides long. RefSeq names its product transcription factor SPT20 homolog. The record is from RefSeq and is a predicted model, not a curated record. Gene Ontology annotation, biological process: regulation of transcription by RNA polymerase II. Gene Ontology annotation, molecular function: transcription coregulator activity. The transcript has 4 exons. Gene Ontology annotation, cellular component: SAGA complex. NCBI's taxonomy places the organism in Eukaryota, Metazoa, Chordata, Mammalia, Lagomorpha, Leporidae. Bases 1 to 2397 code for a protein of 798 amino acids.